This is a messenger RNA of Eremomyces bilateralis CBS 781.70, 1262 nucleotides long. RefSeq lists its product as uncharacterized. The coding region runs from base 461 to 1195 and encodes 244 amino acids. The transcript has 5 exons. Lineage: Eukaryota; Fungi; Ascomycota; Dothideomycetes; Eremomycetales; Eremomycetaceae. The record is from RefSeq and is a predicted model, not a curated record.
AACCAUUCAUCAAGUGAAGAUUUCUGUGACGGCCGAGCUAUCCAUGAUUCACGUUGUCCGACAAUUCCGAAAGCACUUUACAGCAAGCAAGGGGCUAUCGUCGAUCACAGAUGGGUUGUUUCUAUUUGACUUUGUCGCAACACUAGCUCUCCUCGAUAUUGAUGAGGCCAAGGGAUGUGGUCAUAUUGCAUUAAUCUCCGGAUCUUCAGUUCCCCUCAUUCCAGUCGUGUUAUUUGUAGAAACCGUGUAACAUCGGGGCUCGUGCAACGGUUCUCUCGAUGUGCUAUUCGUUCGUCAGCUUCAUCAUUCCCCGGAAAGCUCGUUAGAAUUACAUCACACCCAUGGUACCACAAUCUCGAGCCGGAUUGGGCUGCAACCCAAGCCAGGUCAGCUUGACCCGGUAUAUAAUAGUCCGUUUCACACCAUAAGUCGGAGGUUUUAUUAUUGGUAUGACUUGAAGAUGAAGACUUCUACUAUCUUGACCACUCUGUUCGCCUCUGUGGCACUUGCUGCCACUCCAGAGCAAUGCAGCCAGUACUGCCAACCGAUAUGUCCGUUGGAUUUGAUAUAUAGCUGCCAUUGCGCGAACGAGAACGCCGCCAAAUGUCAUGAGCAAUGUGAUGGCCCAAAGCCCGAAAUCAAAGUCUGCCCUCCGCUUCCAGUACCUCCGGUAGAGGGGCCUACCCCUUCGAAGCCGGGCUGUACAUGCGAAACCAUCGCAUGCCCACUAAUUUUCCCUCCUCCCUGCAGCUGUGUGGAGGCCCGAGUAAAGUGCUGGGAGAAGUGUGGAGGUACCGAACCUGUCCGCGAGCCAUGCACCGACCUCAACCGAGACCCCUCGCCUCAGGCUCAAUGUGGCACACGGGGAGCACCAGGCUGCGCAGACAAUGAGGAGUGUGUAAAACGCCCAGGCGCAUCGUGCGGUCCAGAGGUAGAUUGCGGCGGGAUAUGUGUGACAAGGUCCCGUCCCACGAGAACGAGAAGACCCUCGCCUAAGCCAACAUCAACGUCACCCACUUCGGAACCUACGGCAAGGGAAACUCUCGCCCAACAGUAUUGCGGCGGGUUUGCUUUUCCACCGAACCCGAAGUGCCCGGAAGGCCAAGUGUGCCAAUUACCGCCGGAUUCACCAUGCUUCGAUGGCAGGGCAGUUGAGUAUGACGCCUUGACAUCUCCGUUAUGUUGCCCAUGCUGACCGAUUCUGAAGCUGCGCUGGAAUAUGCAUUGGUGCAAAAUGCUUGGGAUUUACGAAACCAGCCUUC